Molecule: messenger RNA, 723 nt
Organism: Psilocybe cubensis
Lineage: Eukaryota; Fungi; Basidiomycota; Agaricomycetes; Agaricales; Agrocybaceae
Exons: 2
Coding region: 1-723 (240 amino acids)
Source: RefSeq, a predicted model, not a curated record
AUGUUCAACGACUCGGAAUCACAUAACCAUGUUCAAAUUGAAGACCUCAUCGAAAACGCAUUCGAGGAAAUCGAUCCAGCUCCCUCCUUGAUACGAAUAAUUAACAAUCACCCAGGAUACGAAGACAUCGAGUUCCUCAUCGUUGAUGCCUACAUCAGAGCCAUAGAGCGGAUGCCCUCUCGUGGAUACGCCCUCCCCAAGGCCCUCAAAAAACUCGAGGCGAUCUCCGCUGACAUAGACAAUGAUCUUGCCAGCACGGUCUACUUCAACGCGGACUUUAGCAACGUGGAGGCAAGCGAGUAUGGCCCAAAGAACAAGUUUCUGAUGCACAGCUUUAUAUCGGGCUUGUCUAUCAAGCACAACUUGGCUCAGACCACCACCAUGUACGCGUUGAUUGAAAAGGGACUCGAUCCGGACGGUGCAAGACAGAAAUGUGAAAGCUUCAGCGGGAUAACCAAUGAGAUAUUUGUGGUUGGAGCAUGUAUACAAGUUCUCCUCGCAGGUUCCGUAUUGAUUUCCGAGAGCGCUGGUCCAAAUUACCGCACGACGGCCGACAUAGUGGCUAGACAAUUAAAGAGCAGGAUGGAGGAGGGUGUGGUCAAGGAAAAGCAUGCACAUGCAGUUCUCGAGUUGGCAAUCGCCCAUGCGGACUCUGGGUUACUCGCUAAUAACGAUCGUGAUGAUGUGUGGACGCUUCUAUUUCCACCUCCUUCCACACAUUGA